Taeniopygia guttata (zebra finch) is the source of this 3001-nucleotide messenger RNA. RefSeq names its product adhesion G protein-coupled receptor G3 (gene ADGRG3). NCBI's taxonomy places the organism in Eukaryota, Metazoa, Chordata, Aves, Passeriformes, Estrildidae. Gene Ontology annotation, molecular function: G protein-coupled receptor activity. The record is from RefSeq and is a predicted model, not a curated record. Gene Ontology annotation, biological process: adenylate cyclase-activating G protein-coupled receptor signaling pathway; cell surface receptor signaling pathway. Gene Ontology annotation, cellular component: plasma membrane.
CGGUGCUCCUGGCAGAGCACUGGCUGCCUGGUGCCCCCAUGUUGGGGUUGGGGUUAUGGAGGGAGGUACCAUGGCUUGGGAAGACUCCAGGGACUGUCGCUACCCAGCAGAAAGGGAGGCUGGUGGAGGACAGGGAUCUGAAGAAGGAGACAUCAAAGGAUGGGAAUCAUCCCCUCAGUGGCUGUGGGGCCAAUCUGGCUGUCCUGGCUGUGGCUUUUGCAGACACAGCACCACAUUUCCCAUCCCACCAUUCCCCUUCCAGCUGGUUGUGGAUCAUCCCCCUCCAUCCAGCUUCCAGCACCCAGCUGGGGCAGGAGCCACCUUGCCAGGAAGGGGAUGUUUCAUCCUGGAGGCUUGUAGUGAUGCCCAGCUUAGGAUGAGGAUGCUCCAGCACCUGCUGGGCUGGUUAGGGCCAACAACCCCUUGGCAGGAGUGUGGGGAGAAAGGGACAGCAAAAAGCACUGGGUUGGUCACGGGAAGGAACCACGGCGGAAGCGCCGCGGCUCUGGCGGCCGUUGCUGUGAGCUGGGACAGGAGGUCACUUGCCAGCCCACAGGAAGGCGUGAGGGGUUCCCAUAAGGGAAAUGAGGAACGGCUCUUGCCUCGGAAGCGCCCACAAACCCUGGGGGAACCUGGGGAGGAGCAGAGCUGCUGGGACAAGGGGAGCAGAGUGUGGUGGGAUGGCCAGGGGCAGCCAGGAGACCCCACAAAGUGGCAUGAACUUGUUCCUGGGCACUGUCCUGCUGCUCCUGCUGCUGCCUGAUGUUGCCGAAGGACAGGACAGCUGUUCUGGCCUGCACCGGGGUGAUCAGCCCCGUGGGUGCUGCAGCGUGGCAGUGGAGCAGCAAAACCCAGACAACAUCACCGGUGUGCUCCGCUUGUCCCAGCACUGCCCGGAGCUGUGGCGCCCCGGGAGCCGCGCUUGUUCCUGCCUGAGGGAGCGCUGGUUCAGGCUGCUGCAGUCGGGGCAGCACAGUUGGCCGGCUGGGCUCAAGGCUCUGCUCCUCAAUGUCAGCAGGGCUGUCACCCGUGACGUCCUCAUCACCUUCUCCCCCACAGCGGGCCCCAGCAGGCUGAACACUUCAGAGAAAGGGAAGGCAGGUAAAAUCCACCUCCCCAGGGAGAUAUUCCGGUCCCUGAGUAGCCAAACAGUGCGUGUGGUGGUGACAGUCCUCAAUAUCCAGCAGCUUGGCAUGUUCAAGGAAAUCAACCAGACAGCGCAGGUCUUGGACAGCACCGUGGUGGGCAUCACGGUGGGAGAGAGCAGCAUCUCGGGGCUGCAGGAGCCCGUGCAGCUCACGUUUGCCCACAGGGAGCUGCCCCGAGGUGUCACCCCCCGAUGCGUCUUCUGGGAUCCCAGCAAAGGGCAGGCAGGAGGCUGGCAGAGCAGUGGAUGUGUCACACAGCCCGGGGACAAGGGGACAGUCUGCUCCUGUGACCACCUCACCUUCUUCACCCUCCUCCUGAACCCAGCUCUGGAUGGCUCCACAGCAAAAGCUUUGAUGGCUGUUGCCACCGCUGGCUGUGGGGUAGCCAUGGCCUUCUGCAUCCUCACCAUGGCCUUCUGCAUCUUUGUAAGGUGCAGGUUCAGGUUUGAGGAGACCGUCCGCACCAACCUGGGGCUGCACGUGAACCUCGUGGGCAGCCUGUUCCUCCUCAACCUGGCCUUCCUGCUCAGCAGUGGGCUCUCUGGCAGGGCCCAGCCAAGGACCUGUGGGGUUCUGGGGGGGCUCACCCACUACUGCCUGCUCUGCUGCUUCACCUGGACGGCGCUGGAGGGCUGCCAGCUCUACCUCCUCUUCGUCAAGGUCCUCGGCAUCUACAUCCACCACUACCUGGCAAAGCUGUGCCUGGUUGGCUGGGGCUUCCCUGUUCUCGUGGUGGGAGUGGCAGGAGCUAUUGGCAGCUAUGGAGAAUACAGCAUCCAGACCACGGACCACCAGGUCAUAGCCCACCUAUGCUGGAUCACUUCCAAACAUCUUCUGGUUCACUACAUCACCAACUGUGGUUACUUUGGCCUCAUCUUCCUCUUCAACAUGGCUGUCUUUGGGGUGGUGACCCAGAAGAGCUGCAGCUUGCAGGGCACGGGGGCAGUGCAGGGAUACCAUAAGCCCUGGAGGGUGGCUCUGGUGGCAGCAGGGCUCUUCUGCCUGCUGGGAGCCACUUGGGCUCUGGUAUUCCUCACCUAUGGCAUCUCCUCCACAGCUGUGCUCUACCUCUUCACCAUCCUCAACUCUCUCCAAGGAAUCUUCAUAUUCAUCUGGUUGGUUGUUCUCUACUACCCAAAGACAAAGGAGACCACUGGUUCCCUCUCCAACAUCAUCAGAUAUGACAAAAACACCACAGCCUCCCAGGACUAGCUCCUGGCUGCACCUGCAUCCACCGAGAGCGAUCCUGGCAGAUGCAGCUUCCUAACACAGGGAGAGAUCAGCUAACAGUGCCUCAGUUUACCCUUCAGUGGGCAUGAUCCACCUCAGCAGGGCUCUUUGCUUUGUCCCUUUCAUUCCUGGUGGGCAGCCCUGGGAAGGAGCUCCAGAGAUGAUGCUUCUGCAAAGUCCCUCCAGCCUGCAGCUCCAUGGUCUUGAGAUGCCCCUGAUCUCAUUUCCCAGGGCACAAGGAGGAAUCUCACAAAGCACCUGCCUUCAGCCACGAUGGACCCAUCACCCUCUUUGCUAGAGGUGGCUUCUGGUGCUGAACCAGCCCAGCAGUGAGUUUCCUGCCACUGGAGGGAGAGGAUUGAUUUGCUGCAGCCCAGAUGUGGGAGGUUUGCCUCUGGGAAUCAGCAAAAAGAAGAGGAAACCCAUGAGCUUCUUUGCCAAACAUCUCGUUGCUCUCUGGCAGAGAUGUGCUGUGUGUCCUUCCUGCCAAACAGCCUCUGGAGCCAGCAGCAAUUCCCUUAUGGACAAUGUGCUCUGGCCAAAAUGCACAUACAGCCACCUUGCAGGGUAGCUGCUGUCUUCUCCUGAUCUGUUUUGGUAUUAAAUCCCUGCCAGAUGUCUGA